Molecule: messenger RNA, 5529 nt
Organism: Fraxinus pennsylvanica
Lineage: Eukaryota; Viridiplantae; Streptophyta; Magnoliopsida; Lamiales; Oleaceae
Source: the annotation of a GenBank genome assembly
AUGGCUGAAAAACAACCGCAGUUGAAUGAGGUCGGAUCGAAGCUGGAGAGUCCUCCUGCUUCGAAAGACACUCUCGUGCAACUGUUAGAGAAUGAUCGAUUGGAUAUUCGUUUAAAAGCGGUCGGCUUUGUUGGGGACCUAUUUGCUCUGCCAGGAUCUGAUAUCUCUGAAGCAUUCCAGCCAAUCUUUUUGGUGUUUUUGAAAAUGUUGACAGAUAGAGCGGUUGAGGUCAAAAUGUCUGUCCUUGAGCACGUCAAGAUUUGUCUGCUGGCUAAUCCAUAUAGAGCUGAAGCCCCUCAAAUGAUCUCUGCGCUUUGUGACCGAAUGUUAGACCAUGAUGAAAAUGUCCGUAAAGAAGUUGUCGCUGCGGUUUGUGAUGUGGCUUGUCAUUCCCUAACAUCUAUCCCUGUUGGGACUAUCAAGCUGGUUGCAGAACAGCUUCAAGAUAAAUCUAUUCUUGUUAAAAGGUAUACGAUGGAGAGGCUAGCUGACAUAUUCCGGGCUAAUUGUCUAAAUCAUUCUAGUUACUCGACAAAGAACGAUAAAUAUGAUUGGAUCGUUGGGAAGAUUUUGAGAUGUGUUUACGAUAAAGAUUUCAGAUCAGACACAAUUGAAACCAUCCUAUGCCUAUCGUUGUUCCCAACUGAUUUUUCAGUCAAAAACAAAGUAGCAAAUUGGGUUAGAAUCUUCUCUGGAUUUGAAAAGGCAGAGGUUAAGGCUCUUGAAAAGAUAUUGGAGCAGAAGCAAAGAUUACAACAAGAAAUGCUCAAGUACCUUGACCACAGAGAGUCAUUUCAGGAAGGUGAUGUUACUGAGAUCCCAAAGAAAGUUAAUGUUUGCUUCCGCACUAUGUCUCACUUUUUCGCUGAUCCUGCAAGUGCGGAGGAAAAUUUUCAGAUUCUUGAUCAGUUAAAGGAAUCUAAUGUUUGGAAAAUUAUGACAAGCCUUCUUGAUCCAAACACUAGCUCUCUUCAAGCUGGUAGUUCACGGGAUGAUUUACUGAGGGCCCUCGGUCAGGAGCAUCAAAUCUACGAGUUUCUGAGUUCUCUCUCAUUAAAAUGCUCGUAUUUGCUUUUCAGCAAGGAGCAUGUCAAAGAACUUAUUCUGGAGGCUGGUGUACUGAAAUCUUCGGGAAGUACCGAGUUAAUUUCAUCUAGCAUGACUCUAAUUGUGAUUCUUGUACGUUUCAGUCCUUUGCUGCUUGGUGGGAUUGAAGAAGAUUUGAUACAUCUUCUUGAGGACGACAAUGAAAUAUAUAAGGAAGGUGUUUUGCAUAUUCUUUCAAUGGCUGGGGGAACCAUCAGAGAACAGCUGGGAGUUUCAUCGAGAUCAUUAGACCUUAUGCUGGAGCGAAUAUGCAUUGAGGGUAGCCGAAGGCAGGCAAAGUAUGCAGUUCAAGCCCUUGCAUCUGUAACAAAAGAUGAUGAUUUCACGUCACUAUCUGUUCUCUACAAGAGGCUUGUUGAUAUGCUUGAGGAGAAGUCACAUUUGCCAGCUGUAUUACAAUCUCUUGGAUGCAUAGCACGGAUUGCUAUGCCAGUGUUCAAAAUUAGAGAAAGCAAGGUUGAAGAGUUCAUAAAGAAAAACAUACUGGAGAGCAGCCAUAUAUCGGGCGAUGAAGUGAAUGGAUGUUGGAAAGACAGAAAUGCUCAUCUUUGUUCUGGUAUUGAUGACCUUGUGGAAAUUCUAAAAAAUAUACUCACUUUUGGAGAAACCUCAAGACACAUUGCAUCAAGUUUGGUUGACAAGGCUCAUUUGAAGCUUGCUGCAGAUGCUGCUCAUUUGAAGCUUGCUGCAGCAAAAGCUGUUCUUCGUCUAUCAAGGCACUGGGAGCAUAAAAUUCCUGUUGAUGUCUUUUAUAUGACCUUGAGAACUUCUGAGACUAAUUUCCCUGAGGUAAAAAAGCUACUACUCAAUAAGGUUCAUCAAUAUGUAAAGGACCAGAUUUUAGACCCAAAGUAUGCUUGUGCCUUCAUACUUGAUUAUGGAUAUUGGCAGCUUGAUUUUGAAGAGAACAAAUGCAAGUUGAAUGAUAUCAUACAGAUGUGUAAGCAAGAAAGGGCACGCCAGGUUUCUACACACUGCGAUGCAACUUCUGCACCAUUUUAUCCUGAGUACAUUCUUCCAUACGUGGUCCAUGGUCUUGCUCAUCAUUCUUCUUUUCCUAAUGUUGAUGAAUGCAAAGAUGUCAAAGCAUUUGAAACUAUUUACAGGCAAUUGUAUUUACUCCUGUCUAUGCUGGUAACUGAAGAUGAAGAUGGAAAAUCUGAUGAAAGUAUUAGCAAGGAGAAAGAAAGUAUUUCUUUGUUAAAUUCUAUAUUUCUGUGUAUCAAGCGCUCAGAAGAUGCUUUUGAUGCUAUCAAGUCCAAGAACUCCUACGUUGUCUGCGACCUUGGGCUGUCAAUCGUUGUGCGACUAGCUCCAAAAAAUGAAGGUGUUCAAGACCUAGGUGCAUCAGUGGUCUUACCUCCAACUGUAUACAGACCACUUGAGAAGAAAGAAGGAAAGGACCUGCUGGUUGGUGAAGAGAAGACAUGUCUGGUUGAUAAGAGCAUCUUGGCCCACCUUGAGUCACUAAAUUUUGAAGCUAAUGGAACUGUUAAUAUAGAAAUUUCUGAGGAUGAGAUCAUGGACAGUGAAACAGACAGCAGCGAGAUGCAAUUAGGAAAAUUUGUGAAACGUUUGAAAGCAAAGGGAGUAAAGGGGAAAAGAGAGGUGACUGAUGAGUUUGCACCAGCUGGAGUGGGAAGUGAAAUUGAUAUCUUGAAAAUUGUGAAGGAAAUAAGUACGGAUAAUUUAGGUGCAACUGGACAGUUUGAGUCUAAUAAGGGUCAUGAACAUGUUUAUAAAAGAAGAAGAAGUGGUCAUAAGUGUCAGAUGAAGAAAACGAUCAGUAGUGAAUCAAAGGAUGUUUCUGUAACAAAACGGAGGAGAUCAUCAUCUGCUCAAGGUUACAAAUCUCCCCCAAAGAUUACUUCAAAGGGUUCUAUAAGGCCAACUGAUGUUAAUGACAGGGGAAUCUCUAUUGGCUCUCCCAAAAUGGACGAGGAAUUUCAAGCUGGUUCAGAAGAUAAAUCUAUGGAGGAUAUCAUGAUACCUGCAGAGUCAGACUUAGAUUCUUAUACUAAGAAGAGAUCUAACUCCUCAACCUCAAAGCAGAAGGGCAAACGUGCUCAUGGAGAUCAUGGCAAAGCCCAUGAUGCUAAGAAGCCUAAGAAAGUUGUGGAGACUGAGAGCAAAAGUCUGAUAAGUAAUUCCAAAUCCAGAUCGAUAAAGAGGCAAGAACAGAGAAGUGUUUCUGGGCUGGAAAAGGACAAUGGAAGUUUCACAGAGGACUUGGUUGGGUGCAGAAUCAAAGUUUGGUGGCCGACGGAUAAGAUGUUCUAUGAAGGUGUUGUCAAGUCUUUUGACUCCCAAAAAAAGAAGCAUGUGAUAUCAUACGAUGAUGGAGAUGUGGAAGUUCUUCGAUUAGAGAAGGAGCUCUGGGAACUUCUUGACAAUGGCCAAAAAGCUUUGAAGCAGUCAAAUUCCACAAAGGGUUCUUGUCCUAAAGGAGUAUCUCCAUCAUUUCGAGGAAAAGGAACAAAAACCUCAGGGAAAACUCUGAAGCAGAGACAACAUGGUGUAUUCAAGAGUAGUUCCUCCAUCGAAAGUGGAGGAAGCCCUGGUGUUAAACACUCUGAAUCCGUCUCCAAGUCCAUUGUUGAUGAUUUAGACUCAGAAGUUUCCCAGAGAGAGCUGAUUUGGUUGCUGGAAAUUGAGUUGCAGGUUUCCAUGGCUUCAAAAGCAGAUAAUUCAAUUAAACCUAGAGAUGUUUGCAUUGUUGGUGUUGCUCGAACGCCAAUGGGUGGCUUCCUUGGUUCCCUUUCAUCUUUGCCCGCUACAAAACUUGGUUCUAUAGCUAUUGAAUGUGCUCUUAGGAGAGCAAAUGUGGAUCCAUCUUUGGUGCAAGAAGUCUUCUUUGGAAAUGUUCUUAGUGCAAAUUUAGGCCAAGCCCCAGCCAGACAGGCCGCAUUAGGCGCUGGUAUACCUAAUUCUGUUAUAUGCACCACCAUUAACAAAGUGUGUGCCUCUGGAAUGAAAGCGACAAUGAUUGCAGCACAAACAAUAGAAUCAGGUACAAAUGAUGUAGUCGUAGCUGGUGGCAUGGAAAGCAUGUCUAAUGCACCAAAGUAUCUCCCUCAAGGAAGGACGGGAUCUCGGCUAGGACAUGAUAGUAUUAUUGAUGGCAUGCUCAAAGAUGGUCUAUGGGAUGUCUAUAAUGAUAUUGGAAUGGGUGUUUGUGCAGAAAUAUGUGCUGAUCGAUGUAAUAUUACCAGAGAAGAACAGGAUUCUUAUGCUAUUCAAAGUUUUGAACGUGGAAUUGCUGCACAAACUAGUGGUGCAUUUACAUGGGAGAUAGUUCCGGUUGAAGUUUCUAGCGGAAGAGGGAAACCAACUAUCAUUGUUGACAAGGAUGAAGGUUUAGGAAAGUUUGAUGCAUCUAGAUUAAGACAGCUUCGACCAAGUUUCAAGGAAAACGGGGGUUCUGUUACUGCUGGCAAUGCAUCUAGUAUAAGUGAUGGGGCUGCUGCACUUGUACUAAUGAGUGGAGCAAUGGCACAUAAAUUAGGAAUAAAAGUGGUUGCCAAAAUCAGGGGCUAUGCUGAUGCAGCUCAGGCUCCAGAAUGGUUUACAACUGCUCCAGCCCUCUCAAUACCGAAAGCAAUAUCAAAUUCUGGAUUGGAAGCAUCUAAUAUUGAUUACUACGAAAUAAAUGAAGCCUUCUCGGUUGUGGCUCUUGCUAAUCAAAGGAUGCUCAAUAUUGACCCUGAAAAUCUGAAUGCGCAUGGUGGCGCUGUGUCUUUGGGACAUCCUUUGGGUUGUAGUGGAGCUCGAAUAUUGGUCACAUUGUUAGGGGUGCUGAGGCAGAAAAAAGGAAAAUUUGGGGUUGCUGCAGUCUGCAAUGGUGGAGGAGGUGCAUCUUCUGUUGUUAUAGAACUCAUGCCAGUGUCUUGGGUGGCACGAAAGUUAAACCGAGGUUCGUCUGUUAUCGAUAGCUACAAGUUGCUAAAAGAAGGCAAAGAGCUAACCAGGGAUGAAGUUUUUCUUGCUAGCGCUCUCGGUUGGUGUAUUGAAUGGCUUCAGGCAUAUUUUCUUGAUAUUAUGGAUGGUUCUGAUAUGAGACGUGGUCAACCAUGUUGGUUUCGAUUGCCCAAGGUUGGUCUAAUUGCAUUAAAUGAUGGAAUCAUACUUCGGAACCACAUUGCUCGAAUUCUGAAGAAGCACUUCAGAGAAAGGCAUUAUUAUGUGGAUCUAGUAGAUUUGUUCAAUGAAGUUGCUUGUGCAUUGCUUAUGGCUGGUGAGAGCUUAGACUACCAUGUAGACAUGAAGAAUAGCGAUCCCGGUCCUCCAUGCUUUAUUGGAACGGAUAUUGAAAAUUUCAAGUGUUCACGGCUCGUUGUAAAAGCCUUGGAACAUUGCAAUGAAGAACAAAAGAAAAUUUUAUUCGAGCAUUAUGGCGAAGCAGAUGCAGCUGAUGUAGCCUAA